UCAGGCUUUUCAAUUCAUUAUUAUUUUUAGUUUUAUAUUUCAGGGCCUCUUCUUGUCUCUGCCAGCCCAUUUCAGCCUUAGUUGAAUACAUGAAAUGGCUAAACUCGUCGCCGCCGCCGCCAUCGCCGUCGCCGUAUCUUUUCUUGCCUGUUCCGCCGCCGCGAAGCCGGAGACGUUCCGGCAAGAAUACGGGCCUUUCAACGAGACGCACUACGACAUUUUCGAGGUAGAACGGCCGGCGACUAUCAGCAACGACGCCCUCCAAAUCACCCCCGAUUCAAUCAACGGCGAUUUAAUCAAUCUCUACAACAACUCCGGCCGCGUUCUCCUCAAGCAACGGUUCAAGCUCUGGGAGGGUGCCGCCAUUGGAUCCGGCAACGCCACGGCGGCGGGCGGCGGAGCUCGCCUCAUAGCGUCCUUCAACACCUCAUUUCUCGUCAACAUCUACAGGCCGAAAAACGAAACCGCCGGCGAGGGCCUGGCGUUCGUCAUCGCGCCGGACCUCGAACUCCCGGCGAACAGCUCCGGCCAGUUCCUCGGCCUGACGAACUCCUCCACCGACGGCGACCCCUCCAACCGCCUGGUGGCCGUCGAGCUCGACACCUUCAAGCAGAGCCCCUUCGAUCCGGAUGACAACCACAUCGGAAUCGACAUCAACGGCGUCAGAUCCGUCAAAACCGCGCCGCUCGCGCCCCACCGGAUAACCCUAGCGCCGAUCGGCGCCCGGUUCUACAACGUCUGGGUCGACUACGACGGCGCCGGCAAGGCUCUGGACGUGUACAUCGCGGAGCAGGCGACUAAGGAGGGCCCGACGCCGCCGAAACCGGAAUCCCCAAUUCUCUCGGAGGAGCUAAACCUAAUCGGUACGGUGAGCCAGUACUCCUAUUUCGGAUUCUCCGCCGCGACCGGAGACACGAUGCAGCUGAACUGCAUUCUCCGGUGGAAUCUGACCGUUCACCAUUUCGGGGAGGAGAAGUCGAAAUGGCUGACGGUGUUGCUCAGCGCCGGAAUUCCUUUACUGGUGGUGGUGGUGAUGGCGGCGGCGGCGGUGGCGUACUACGUGCACCGGCGGCGCGUGGCGCAGUCGAACCCGAGCAUGAUCCAGGCUCUGAAGAGCCUGCCGGGGACGCCGCGGGAGUUCGAAUUUAGGGAUUUGAAGAAAGGGACGAACAGCUUCGACGAGGAGCACAAAUUAGGGCAAGGCGGAUACGGCGUCGUAUACCGGGGAAGGUUGGUGAAGGAGAAUAUGGAGAUCGCCGUGAAGUGCUUCUCCCGGGAGAGCAUCAAGGGACAGGACGACUUCUUGGCCGAGCUCACCAUUAUCAACCGCCUCCGUCACAAGCAUCUCGUUAAACUCCUCGGAUGGUGCCACAAGAACGGGAAGCUGCUGCUGGUGUACGAGUACAUGCCAAACGGGAGCCUCGACAAGCACCUAUUCGUGGGGGCGGAGACGCCGCCGCUCCGGUGGAGCAUCCGCCACCAGAUCAUCAGCGGCGUGGCGGCCGCCCUCCACUACCUCCACAACGAGUUCGAGCAGCGCGUCGUCCACCGCGACCUCAAAGCCAGCAACAUCAUGCUCGACUCCAACUUCAACGCCCGCCUCGGCGACUUCGGCCUCGCCCGCGCCCUCGACAACGAGAAGACCUCCUACGCCGAGGCCGACGGCGUCCUCGGCACCCUCGGCUACAUCGCCCCCGAGUGCUUCCACACCGGCAAAGCCACCCAGCAAUCCGACAUCUACGCCUUCGGGGCCGUCCUCCUCGAGCUCGUCUGCGGCCAGCGCCCCGGCGCGCGCAUCGCCGGCUUCCAAUUUCUCGUCGACUGGGUUUGGUACCUCCGCCGCGACGGCCGCCUGCUCGAGGCCGUCGACAAGAGGUUGGGCGACGGCGACUAUGUCCCCGAGGAAGCCGAGCGGUUGCUCCUGCUGGGGCUGGCGUGCUCCCACCCGGCAGCCAGCGAGAGGCCGCGGACUCAGGCGAUUCUUCAGAUGAUAUCGGGGACUGUAGCAGUUCCGGUGGUGCCGCCCUUCAAGCCGGCCUUCGUCUGGCCGGCGAUUGGGGGGCCCGUCGACUUGGAGACGACAGGGAAUAGCAAUACGACGACGUCGCAUUUUGGGUCGGUGUGGAGCCCGCUCUACCUCACCGGGAACACUACCGAUGACUCCAUGUCCAUGGUGUAGGAGUAAUUCUCUCUCUCUUCUCUUCUCUUCUCUUCUCUUCUUUCUCUCACUAUAUAUAUAUAUAUAUAUAUGCCAAAGGAUGAUACGUUGUGUUUUUUGAAUUGACUUCUUUGGUGAAAGAUGAAGAAUGAGUAUAGUGAAGUGUGUGUGUCUGUCUGUACGGUGGUUUAUUUUGUUUGUUCGUUAUUUGUUUGUUGGUUGGAGAGGAUAUCAAAAGAUUUCCGGUCUCCUGUGGAUGUUCUGUGAAUACAACGGUAUAGAUGAUAUUUGGGCGAUGGAUUUCUUUCAGAGUUUAUUUUCAUUUCAUUUCUUGUGGGAAAUAGAAAUUUAUAU
Andrographis paniculata is the source of this 2512-nucleotide messenger RNA. Its product is annotated as probable L-type lectin-domain containing receptor kinase S.5. Gene Ontology annotation, molecular function: ATP binding; protein kinase activity; carbohydrate binding. The transcript has 2 exons. Lineage: Eukaryota; Viridiplantae; Streptophyta; Magnoliopsida; Lamiales; Acanthaceae. The coding region runs from base 95 to 2179 and encodes 694 amino acids. The record is from RefSeq and is a predicted model, not a curated record. Gene Ontology annotation, biological process: protein phosphorylation. Gene Ontology annotation, cellular component: plasma membrane.